Messenger RNA from Penicillium longicatenatum, 2286 nucleotides. Its product is annotated as MRX complex nuclease subunit. Lineage: Eukaryota; Fungi; Ascomycota; Eurotiomycetes; Eurotiales; Aspergillaceae. Gene Ontology annotation, cellular component: nucleus; Mre11 complex. The record is from RefSeq and is a predicted model, not a curated record. Gene Ontology annotation, molecular function: DNA endonuclease activity; 3'-5'-DNA exonuclease activity; manganese ion binding. Gene Ontology annotation, biological process: meiotic DNA double-strand break formation; double-strand break repair via homologous recombination; mitochondrial double-strand break repair via homologous recombination. The coding region runs from base 1 to 2286 and encodes 761 amino acids. The transcript is spliced from 2 exons.
AUGCCAGGAGUUAAUGAGGCCGAGACUAUCCGCAUUCUCAUCUCAACUGAUAACCAUGUCGGUUACAAUGAAAGAGACCCCAUUCGGGGAGACGACAGCUGGAAGACCUUUCAUGAAAUUAUGUGUCUUGCCAGAGAACAAGAUGUGGACAUGGUGCUGUUGGCGGGAGACUUGUUCCAUGAGAACAAGCCAUCAAGAAAGUCCAUGUACCAAGUGAUGCGAUCAAUCCGGAUGAACUGCUUUGGAGACAAGCCCUGUGAGCUGGAGCUCCUCAGUGAUGCCAGCGAGAACUUUCAAGGUGCUUUCAACCAUGUCAAUUACGAGGAUUUGGACCUGAACAUCGCCAUUCCCAUCUUCUCCAUCCACGGCAACCACGACGACCCAUCUGGCGAGGGUCAUCUCGCAGCUCUUGACCUGCUGCAAGUAUCCGGUCUCCUCAACUACUAUGGGCGGACACCUGAAUCAGACAACAUCGAAAUUAAGCCAGUUCUCCUUCAGAAAGGACGAACUAAGCUUGCUCUCUACGGGAUGAGCAACGUUCGUGAUGAGCGCUUGUACCGAACUUUCCGAGAUGGCAAGGUCAAGUUCUUCCAGCCAUCUAUCCAAAAGGACGACUGGUUCAAUCUCAUGUCCGUGCAUCAGAAUCACCAUAAGUACACUGAGACCGGUUACCUACCAGAAAACUUCUUACCUGGAUUUAUGGACUUUAUUCUCUGGGGCCACGAGCAUGAAUGUCUUAUCAAUCCUCGACUUAAUCCAGAGAUGAACUUCCAUGUCAUGCAACCGGGGUCUUCUGUGGCCACAUCUUUAGCACUCGGAGAGGCCGUACCAAAGCAGGUCUCCAUAAUGAGCAUCACAGGUCGAGAAUUCAAGUGUGAGCCGAUUCGCUUGAAGACUGUGCGGCCUUUUGUCAUGCGAGAGAUUAUCUUAUCAGAGGAGAAAGGGGCCCAAAAGUUAGCGCGGAAAGAGAACAACCGAACCGAGGUGACUCGGCUUCUCAUGGAUAUUGUUGAAGAAUUAAUCGAAGAGGCCAAGGCAGAAUGGUUAGAGGUGAAUUCCGAAACCAGCGAAGAUGAAGAAGUUCGAGAAAUGCCCCUUCCGCUUGUCCGACUUCGUGUCGAGAUCUCUACACCCGAGGGUGGGAGCUACGAGUGUGAAAAUCCGCAAAGAUUCUCCAAUCGAUUUGUGGGGAAGGUUGCCAAUGUGAAUGAUGUGGUGCAAUUCCACCGCAAGAAGAGGGGUGCGGCCUCGCGAAAAGCCGAUGCAACUGACGAAGCAGCUGUUUCACAUCUGACAGGUCUUGAUACCGUCAAGGUAGAUCAACUAGUUAAAGAGUUCCUCGCUUCACAGUCGCUCAGUAUUCUUCCUCAGAACACAUUUGGCGAUGCCGUGGCCCAAUUUAUUGACAAGGAUGACAAGCACGCCAUGGAAAUGUUCGUGAAUGAAUCUUUAGAGAGCCAAGUCAAACACCUUAUGGCUUUGGACCGUGACGAGGAUGACAUAGACGACGAGGCGGGAGUUCAGAGUUCUUUGGUUACAGCGAUGGAAAAAUACCGCACGCAGAUGGAAGAUCUUUUCUCUAAGGGUGUCAAGAAACGCACUGCACGAGGAAAAAAGCGAUUUAAGCCAAAGCCGGAUACCUGGGAUAGCGAAUUUGACGGCUCAUGGGAGGAUCAGCCGGGUGCUCUUAUCCAUUCAGAUCAUGAAGGUGAUCCAGCUGAGGAAGAAGCGGGAGAGGAUGGCUCCGCAACAGCUCGCAGCCGUGCGCCAGCAACUUCAACGCGCGCCAGGGGACGGGGUCGUGGCCGAGGUGCGGCUACUAGUACUCGAGGCUCUAGCAAAGCUGCUGUCGCAUCCAAGGCACGUAAAGCCAAGGCCCUGUCUGAGGAAGAAUCCGCCGAUGAUGUGAUCAUGUUGGAUGAUGACGACGAUGAGCCGACCCAUGUUAUUUCGGAGGAGGAUGAUGAUGACUCCCAAGCUUUGUUUGUCAAGCAACCUCGCGCAACGACCUCAAGGGGCAGGGCACGUGGAGCUAGAGCGACUACUCGAGGCCGUGGCGGACGUGCUGCCGCCUCGCCGGCUCCGUCCUCGGCUACUAUCAGUGCAACUGCCCCCCGUCGGGGAGGUAGGUCUGCCAAGCCGACUCAACCGACCCAAACAACCCUCGAUUUCGUUGGUUCGCAGGCCAGCCUACCCCGGUCUUCUCGAUCCACUCGUACAACGCACAAGGUGACUAUCAGUGAUGAUGAUGAUGACGACUCGGACUCUGCCUUCGAGCCGGCUUGA